Molecule: messenger RNA, 1026 nt
Organism: Komagataella phaffii GS115
Lineage: Eukaryota; Fungi; Ascomycota; Pichiomycetes; Pichiales; Pichiaceae
Product: Phosphatidylinositol transfer protein (PITP)
Exons: 1
Coding region: 1-1026 (341 amino acids)
Molecular function (GO): phosphatidylinositol transfer activity
Source: RefSeq, a predicted model, not a curated record
AUGUUGGGCUUUGGAAAGAAAUCCUCGUCGAAAUCUGCCCCCAAGGUUCCCUCUGAAGACCUCGGCCCGGAAGUUUAUCUACCUUUUACCGACCCACUUGAUUCCGUGAAACCCCCAAAGGAAGCUGAACUGACCGCCGAACAGCAGAAGCUGUAUGACCAGGUUCUGGAGUACUUCAGCAACGAAGAUCUUAGGAUCCCCGUGACGGAGAAAAACUCGUCUUCGUCAGAUCAUCAGCCACUGAGCUAUGAUGAGAAGGCCUGGUUGACGCGCGAGGCCAUCUUACGAUACUUGAGGGCUACUAAAUGGCAUUAUAAAGACUGCAUUGAUCGCAUUGAGGGCACUAUUGCAUGGAGAAGGGAGUUUGGAAUCUCUGCUCAAUUGGACGACUCUUUGAACACUGUCACCGCAGAACUGGUAUCUCCUGAGAAUGAAACAGGCAAGGAAGUGAUCCUGGGAUUUGAAAAUGAUGCUAGGCCAUGUCUUUACUUGAAACCAGGUCGUCAGAACACCAAAACAUCACAUAGACAGGUUCAGCACUUGGUAUUCAUGUUGGAGAGAGUCAUUGACUACAUGCCUUCAGGCCAAGAUUCCUUGGCGUUAUUGAUCGAUUUCAAGCAGCAUCCCGAAGUAGCAGCCAAUGUUUCAACUUCCAAGAUCCCACCAAUUGGUGUAGGCCGUCAAGUCUUACAUAUUUUACAAACCCAUUAUCCCGAACGUCUUGGGAAGGCUUUAUUGACCAAUAUUCCAUGGUUGGGAUGGACGUUCCUAAAAGUAAUCCAUCCAUUCAUCGAUCCAUUAACCAGGGAGAAACUUGUCUUUGACGAGCCAUUCAUCCAGUACUGCCCAAAAGAACAACUAGACCGUGAAUUCGAAGGAGAUGUCAAUUUUGUCUAUGACCAUGCCAAAUAUUGGCCCGAAAUGCUAAAAAUUGCAAGAGAGAAGAAAGAGCACUACAUGCAGCGUUUCGAAGAACUCGGUGCUACCAUCGGCCUGAGUGAAAUUGACCUCAGAGCAUCAUUUUAG